Trichophyton rubrum CBS 118892 is the source of this 738-nucleotide messenger RNA. RefSeq lists its product as uncharacterized. The record is from RefSeq and is a predicted model, not a curated record. NCBI's taxonomy places the organism in Eukaryota, Fungi, Ascomycota, Eurotiomycetes, Onygenales, Arthrodermataceae. Gene Ontology annotation, cellular component: mitochondrial inner membrane. Gene Ontology annotation, biological process: mitochondrial respiratory chain complex I assembly. The transcript has 2 exons. The coding region runs from base 1 to 738 and encodes 245 amino acids.
AUGCAUUCACCAUCAACAUUACUCCUCCGCUCCCUCCGAAGCGUUAUUUCAAAGAGCAUUUCUCCCUCAUCUCAGCUGUCGUACGCCUCCCUCCAACCGAGAAUAUCUCGAUGUCUUCUCAAACCCACACCCGCCAGCCUCCGCACUUACACCAGUGACAAAAGCAAUCCUAACCCCAACAUCCGCGCCCAACCCCGUCCACGCGGUACAACACUAUCAUCAGCAGACCCGAAGCCCAAAUCAAACUACCGCGGUCCACCACCUGAAGGAACAGAUGCACAGCACAUGACGGAUCUUAACUCACUGAACAUCCUAUCAGGUGCAGCUGUACCUGCAACGGCCAUUGACGCAUGCCAUCAUGAUGGAUUUCAAUUGAAUAAUGGCGUGCGAAUUGCGGAUGGGAAUGGGUGUUUACUGAUUGAUGGGGAGGUGUUUGUUUGGAAACCGUGGGAGGCUGCGCCUGGCAAGGAGAGGAGCUUUGUUAAUGAGAAGGGACAGUGGGAGGUGCCGGAGGCUGCUUGGGGUGCUCUACGUCUUUUAUGGCCUAAACCCGAUCUGCUGAUUCUGGGGCUGGGUCCCACGAUGCGCCCCAUCUCGCCCGAGACUAGGAGGCAUAUCAAUAAAUUGGGCAUAAGGGUUGAGGUUCAGGACACUAGGAAUGCAGCUGCGCAGUUCAAUCUGCUGGCAACAGAGAGAGGCGUUCAAGAAGUUGCAGCCGCCUUGCUACCUAUUGGGUAG